This is a messenger RNA of Trichobilharzia regenti, 2638 nucleotides long. The record is from the annotation of a GenBank genome assembly. NCBI's taxonomy places the organism in Eukaryota, Metazoa, Platyhelminthes, Trematoda, Strigeidida, Schistosomatidae.
AUGAGCUCAUCAAACGAGAAUGAACUGUCUUCAAAUGAAGACCCAAUGAAUUCACAGCGUAACACAGAAUCUGUCUCCAACCAGUUUUCUGUUGAACGCAGGAGCAGGGAGUUCAUUUGGAAGACUUUCAUCGUAGCGUCACUCCAGAUUGCAAUUGUGUGGGAAAUCUGUGCCUUCGUGUUACUUACAAUUCUGGGGACACUUCUGCAACUGGAAAUGCUGCUUAUACCACAAUUACAAUUCGCCUUCCCCUACAAUUAUAUGUACUUGAUAGUAACUACAAUAAUCAUCGCUUUUCCCGCAGCUGUACCGCUUAUCGAUGUAGAAAUCUGGUGGACGUUUGUCACAUGGAUUAUUACAAUGCUUAUUGCAGGAAUUGUUGUGGCUGUCAGUGUACUUAGGAGAUUCGAUUUGCUCAAAAGUUUCGGCCCGUUCAUUCUUGCCACAUUCGUCGUUGAAUUAUUCUUUUGUGUGGUAUUCUUCCCUUUCAUUUAUUUUCAAGAAUACGAUAUACUCAUCAUGCUGUGUGGAUUCGCCAUGAUAUGGACAGUUAUUUCGGAGAUAGCUAUCAUUAUUCAAGCUCUUCUUGGCGAUAGACGAUUCACAUUUCGAAAUGAUCAACACGUACUCUGUGGAUUGGUAAUUGGCACGUUAAUUGUCUGGCUGCAUUUGCUCGUUUCAACGGAGGUGGCCAUCUUCAACGUGCCAAUUAAUCUCACCGGGGACACGAGUGGGGGUCGUCCAUUAGGCAGAUAAAUAUCAGGAAUUGUAACAGAUAAUUUGAUGGCAAAUUCAAUGUGAUUAUUACUUUUAAAAGUUCAAUAAAAUCGAUAAUAUGUUCCUGAGUCUCAAUAAUUUCAACACAAAUGUCAAAUAUCACAAAUCAGUAGCAACUCAAUAAUUUGAUAUUCAGUAGUUGAAAAGAGUGGGGAGAUAGGGUGUCACCAUGACUGAUACGUUACAUCCACCACAUAGAACUGGACACUGACUAUUGGUCAACCAUUCACGGAAUAGCAUCCUAGAGCAGAUAAGAAAUCACCACUGCAACUUCAUACUGAAAUGGUACAAAUGGUGGAGCCACUUAUAUCGUCACCGUCUCAUCAGAGAGGCACAGCCUGCUGAAAUCAAUAAGUUCAAGUACGGAAAGCUUUUAACAUUCUUAUGAAUGUCAGAAAGUGUUACCUAAAAUAAGUCUUAAGAUCUAAUGAACAGUACUCAGAAAUUUCACUUUUAUACCUUAUACACUGAAAAUCCAAGUUUAAACAGAAAGCGAAAUAUCCAAGAUACAAAACCAAGAGAGUUCUGUUAUAAGGAAAAUAAGUGGUGGAUAGGACGAUAAUUAAUUAACUGAUUAGUUGAGUAACUGAAGUUAUCUAAACCAAUUAUAAGCAAAAGACAUUACAGCGACGGAAAAGACAUCCAUGCCAAGAUCAAGUAACUUAAUUAAAGAGAGAGUAGGUACAUCUAGUUGCCAGGAUAAGGCAGGACAGACAGCUACCUCUUUCUGAACGCAAAUCAAGUCUCAGGAAUUUCACAGUAAUUGCUUUGGUCAAGCUAAAGAGAACUGAAUAAUUCUACCCUUCGAAAAUGUCAAAGGAUUUCAUGCUGUACACCUUGAGCGUCUUGUCCAUAGACUACCAAAAACUUUGAAAUAACUUUGAAAUAAAUACUUGAUUCCUUUAUUUCAUUGCAUCAAAUACCCUCAACAAAAAACUGCUAUUUGGUUUAGAGAGGAUUUGGAAACAUUUCGCUGAGGGAUGACUGUGCUUACCGUGGAAGAUCCAUUUCAUUCCACCGAAAGCCUGAAACACACGAACAUAUCCGACAAGUUUAUGAUGUAACAUCCACGUUCAGAAAGAACCGACCUAAUACAACUAUCGAUUUUAUUUUUCAGCAUUCUGAUCUUCUUUCUGUAAACAUCUACUACUAGUGCAUUCCUUGGAUAUACAGUCCCAGUUUGGCAGCACACUUUACCAUUAAAAAGAUGGUGACGAUUUGGGAAAUCCACCGAGCAGACAUCUAUGCAUCUGAACCUGAUAAAAUACUGUAAUCGAUGGAACAACGCCUUGUGGUUAACACAUUUGUAGCAUGCCAAAAAUUAAGCCUUGCGUUCAACCUACUUUGACUGUCCACAUAAAAAUACUGACUUCAAUAUGGAACAUGAGAUUGAUGAGAAGUGAGAUUGUCUUGCUAAGUCUGGAAAAUGACACUCGCCAGAGAUGUAUUCACUGGAAGCUUGUAUUGAAAGGACAAUUCAUGCAUUUUCAAGAGUUUUCGAUUUAUACAGCGAGAAGAAUGUGAUCAACAGAAGAUGAACUAGUGCAUAGAUGAACAACAUAAAGAGAAGUUGAGUGCAAUAAACUGAUAAAUGCAUCAAAAAGCGAAUUGUAAAAGUCAUCAGCCUUCAUCAUUUUCAACUGCAGAUGUCAGCAUGAACGAGUAUGUUGCAACCAUUAGGUAACGGAAAACAAGAUAAAGAGAUGAACACUAUUCCGAAAUGAUGGUGGAUAUCAUUUGCAGUAAGCACAUGAAACAUGACCUGGGUUUCAAUAGCAGGGUCAAAUCACUGCUUUUAUAUGGUUAAUGGACCUAGCACAUCACGAAAAUCAUUCCCAACAGGCUGAACGCCUCCAUCUAC